Durio zibethinus is the source of this 2433-nucleotide messenger RNA. It is a transcript of the gene RR10, whose product is annotated as response regulator 10. The record is from RefSeq and is a predicted model, not a curated record. Lineage: Eukaryota; Viridiplantae; Streptophyta; Magnoliopsida; Malvales; Malvaceae. Gene Ontology annotation, biological process: cytokinin-activated signaling pathway; phosphorelay signal transduction system. Gene Ontology annotation, molecular function: DNA-binding transcription factor activity; DNA binding.
UGCAAAAUCUUUUUCCUCUUACCAAUCACGUUCCUUAAUCACUUCCUCUCUCUUUCUCUCUCCUUCUAAAAUCACUUGUUAAUUACAACUCUAAACUCGUCCCUCUUUUUUCUCUCUGUCUCAAAUUUCUCCCAUAUUUAGUUUCUGGGCUUUGUCCAAAACCUCGAAACAGAGUGUUUAAUAUUGCUAAAAAGAAAAAAAAAAUUGUAAGAAGAUGACAGUUGAGCGAGUAAUCAGUGAAACAAAGGAUCAGUUUCCAAUUGGCAUGAGAGUUUUGGCCGUUGACGACGACCCUACUUGCCUUUUGCUGCUCGACACUCUUCUUCGUCGAUGCCAGUACAAUGUUACCACAACAAGUCAGGCUAUCACAGCAUUAAAGUUGUUGAGAGGAAACAAGAACAAGUUUGACUUGGUUAUCAGCGAUGUCCAUAUGCCCGACAUGGAUGGUUUUAAGUUACUUGAGCUUGUGGGGCUUGAGAUGGACCUGCCUGUCAUAAUGUUGUCUGCAAAUGGUGAUACCAAGCUUGUGAUGAAAGGGAUUACUCAUGGAGCUUGUGAUUACUUGCUGAAACCUGUUCGAAUUGAAGAGCUACAAAAUAUAUGGCAACAUGUAGUCAGGAGAAAGAAAUUUGACCAAAAUGACUGGUAUAAUUCUGGCAGCCAAGACAAGCCUCAUAUGGGUAGUGGUGAGGCUGCAGGUAUAGGAAAAGUUGAUCAGAAUGGGAAGCUCAACAAAAAGCGAAAGGACCAGAAUGAAGAUGAGGAUGAGGAGUGUGAUGAGAAUGGCCAUGAUAAUGAGGAUCCAUCAACCCAAAAGAAACCUCGUGUUGUUUGGUCAGUGGAGCUGCAUCGCAAGUUUGUUGCAGCGGUUAAUCAAUUGGGCAUUGACAAGGCUGUACCUAAAAAGAUCCUAGAAUUGAUGAAUGUUGAAAAGCUUACCCGAGAAAAUGUUGCCAGCCAUCUCCAGAAAUUUAGGCUUUACCUGAAAAGAAUCAGCUAUGUGGCAAACCAGCAAGCUCAUAUGGUGGCAGCCUUGGGCAGUGCAGAUUCUACCUAUUUACGGAUGGGGUCUCUGAAUGGACUUGGGGAUUUCCAUAGAUUGGCUGGAUCUGAUCAGCUUCCCAAUGCAGGCUUUAGAUCUUUCCCACCUAGUGGGGUGCUUGGAAGAUUGAAUACACCUGCUGGACUAGGUAUUCAUGGCCUUCCUUCUCCAGGAAUGAUUCAAUUAAGUCAUGUCCAAAACUCGGGCAAUGCUGGUAAUGAUCAGAGCAAGUUGCAGUCUUUCGUAAUUCCUGGAAACCAUAAUGCUAACAUUCUACUAGGAAUGCCAAUGUCAUUAGAACUUGAUCAACUGCAAAAUAACAAGGGUGUUAGACACAUUGGAGAGCUGCCAACUGCUGAUAAUACAACUGUUUUCCCUGUUUCUGGCAGUUUAAUAGAUGCAAGAGUAGCUGGUUGCUCCAAUAAUCCACUUCUUGGUGUCACAAGUAACUCCUUGAUGUUAGAAGGAAGCUCUCACCAGGCCAUUCUGCAUGCUACUAAUUUGAGAGACAGUGUUUCUACAAUGGUUUUCCAAAAUGGGAAUACUUUAUCUGACUUUAAUUGUAUAGCUCCUGCUUCCAAUCAAUUGCGGGAUUCAAAAUCAAAUUUACAAGGCCAAGCAUCCCUAAUCAGCUGUAAUGCAGGGCCAAUAAUCAGAAGUGAUCCUCAAGAAUGGAAUGCCCCCAGAAAAGAUGCCCCUUACCAAUCAAAUAUUAUGUGUUGUUCUAUAAACUCUUCAAUCCCUGUUAAUGGUGCUAUGGUUCAGUUGGGCCAGUGCUUGGACCAAAAUAACCCAGUUUUCCAUAGAAAUAUGGACCUGGAUUCUAUUGGACCGCCUAAUUUUGUUGAUCCCUUAUCCAUCAAGCAUAAUAAAGGUGAAAGCUCAGCCAUGGAACCAUUAGUUAUUGACAAGGAAGGGUAUCUUAUAGUCCAACAAAGGCCACAGGGAAGUUACAUUCCUGAUAACAUUGGCCCCUUGGGAGAUCUGGCAAGUGCAAUUAUGAAACAGGACCAAGAUAAAGGGAAACCAGCAGAUGGCGAUUUUGGAUGCAAUGCUUAUUCUCUCAGGAAUUGCAUCUGAGAUUAGAAUGUAGCUACAAACAGCAAAAGAAGGAUCUGCGUUGCAAGCGUUGCUCUUCUUGAUAGUUUUGCCUCGUGUAACACUGAUAACAAAUAUAUCUAUUAUCUUGUUUCUGCCUUUAUCAACCUUUUCUCUGUUCUUGUUUUUUCCUGGCGACUUGCAGUUUUUAUUCUGUCAAAAACAUCUUAAGAGCUCAGUUUUUCUCGCUGAUUGAGAUGAUCAACUUCUCCAGCUAAGGCCUGUACGAUAUUUUAUAAUGAAUAAAUAUUAAUUGCUCGGGGCCCAACUAUGCAGUAUGGAAAUUAUAUAAU